AUGGAGUCGAUCCUGGGCUCAGACUACGACGACAGCCACCGAGCAUUCCUCCAAGCUCUGCUUACUCACAGCACCCUCACGUUCGAACAAGCACAGCCGAUCCUGGCGGCCAUAUUCAACGCCGACGGCAUCCAUGAAUCAGUCACCAGGCCAGAGCAAAUCACCCAAGAUGAAUUCAAGAGAUACAUUGAUGUAGCAUCUGACGCCGCCUCCCUCUUUGACUAUCAAGUGCGCAGCAUCAUUCACCAAGUCACCAAGCAACGGGUCUACGCACUCGUCAACACUCAGUCCGACCCCCAGACACAACUGGCCACCACCUACAGCCCCGAAGAGUUAGCCUUCAUCAAACGUGUUCUCGACGGCAUGUUUGACAAGUACAACACGCCGCGGAUGGAGGUGUUGGCUGUGACGGAAAUGCAGGCCAUCAAAUUCGCCAGACCACCCCGCCGGCGGCAAAGCCACAUGAGUCCGGAGGACUCGACGGAGACGCAACCACCUACGGCAGACAAGGGCCUCAAACACAGUGAAGUGGAAGCGGUCAUGAGGAGCCUCGUUGAGGGAGGGUGGUUUGAGAAGAGCCAGGAGGGAUUCUACGCAGUAAGUCCACGAACUCUGCUGGAGCUGCGUCCGUGGCUGGUAGAGACGUAUAACGAUGCCGAUGCCGAGGCAGAUGAGUGGCAGCGCAUCAAGUUUUGCGAGGCGUGCAAGGAUAUCGUCACCAUAGGGCUGCGGUGUGCCGCGCCCGACUGCACCUUAAGACUGCACGAUGCGUGCCAAGAUGCGUUGUGGCGGGCUCAGCGAUCCCAGGAUUGUCCCAAGUGUCACAAGGAGUGGACGGGGGAUCGGUAUACUGGUGAAAGGGCGGUGACCAUGACGGAGGCGUACCAGAGGGGCAGGAGAAGGAGUGCCGGGAGGAGAAGCACGUUGGCCGACGAUGUUAUCCAACAAGAGGGCAUGGAGGAUGAUGUGGAGGACGAGAACGAGCAAGAUGAGGUCGAUGAGACGUGA
Messenger RNA from Metarhizium album ARSEF 1941, 1008 nucleotides. RefSeq names its product Nse1 non-SMC component of SMC5-6 complex. Gene Ontology annotation, biological process: double-strand break repair via homologous recombination; DNA damage tolerance. Gene Ontology annotation, cellular component: nucleus; Smc5-Smc6 complex. NCBI's taxonomy places the organism in Eukaryota, Fungi, Ascomycota, Sordariomycetes, Hypocreales, Clavicipitaceae. The coding region runs from base 1 to 1008 and encodes 335 amino acids. The transcript has a single exon. The record is from RefSeq and is a predicted model, not a curated record. Gene Ontology annotation, molecular function: ubiquitin-protein transferase activity.